CGGUGGUGUCGUCCCCCAGCCCAUCCCCUUUGUCUUUUCCGGGGAGUGGUGAAGUGGAGCUGGAGGCAUGCACCAGGGGAAGGGGGGAGAUGAGUAUCUGAGCCACUCUAGGAGAGGACACAGCUGGGGGAAGGGAGUGGAGAUGACCAGGGGUUCCUGCUGAUAGCCUCCUGUAAGACUUUAACUCCAUCAGAUGGGACUUGGCUCGUGUGACAUGUUUCCCCGUCCUCUCACCCUGAUCGUUGUGCGUGGUACUAAUGAUCUUACGAGUGGAGAGGAGAUGGAGCACAGAGAACCGUCCAACUGAGAGUCGAAUUGGUCCUUUAAAGAGCGUCAGUGGUGGUUGAAGAGAGGAAUGAAAUCCCACUGACUGGAACUGUGGUUACAUCUUUGAAUUAUCUGAAGCCAACGCCCCUGCACCCGCUGGCCACCAUGAACGCCUCAGUCGUACCGCUCACAAACAACACCCCACUCUGCUACACCAAGAACAGCCCUCCAUUCAACUACACCAUGCCCAUCGCCUCAGCCUACUACUCGUCCAUCUUCAUGAUGCUGGGUAUCACCUCAAAUCUCAUCGCCUUCGUAGUUCUCGUCAAGUCCUUUCAGCGGACGCAGAGCCGCUCGCGUUCCUUCUUCCUGAUCUUCCUCGGUGGAUUGGUUUUCACUGACUUAAUGGGUCUCCUGGUCACAGGCACCAUUGUGGUGUCAUUCCAUGUUACUCACUUUAAUUGGCGUAAUUUAGACCCAAACUGCCAUUUCUGCAACUUCAUGGGUAUGUCCAUGGUGUUCUACGGACUGUGCCCGCUGCUACUUGGCGCUACCAUGGCAGUGGAGCGUUUCAUUGGCAUCAAUCGGCCAUUUACACGCGCCUCCAGCGCGACCAAGAGCCGGACAAUCUCCAUUUUGUUGCUGGUUUGGUUUAUCGCUGGCUGCAUUGCGUUUCUUCCCCUGACAGGCGUUGGGGCCUAUCACCUGCAGAUGCCAGGCUCCUGGUGUUUUUUAAAUAUCAGCUCUAAGGGAAAUGACCUGAUCUUCUCCCUGAUCUUCUCAUUGACUGGGUUGAUAUGCAUCGCUGUGUCCUUUUUGCUGAACACGAUAAGCGUGGUGACUCUGAUCAAGGUGUGCUGCGGACAGGACAGGUGCCAGCGGCGCCGAGAUCACGAAGUGGAGAUGAUGGUUCAGCUCAUCCUGAUCAUGGUGAUCGGUUCUAGCUGCUGGUGCCCCCUCCUGAUCUUUAUUGCAAAAACUGUGCUCUCUGGAGGUCCACUCCAAGUCAGAUACCUACUGCUGUGGCUGCGCUUCGCCACCGGAAACCAGAUCCUGGAUCCCUGGGUUUACAUCCUGUUUCGCAGGGCGGUUCUCAAGAGAAUCUACCCCCGCCUUGACUGGUCCAGGGGCUCCAUCAUGACCUUGUACCCGUCUCUCAGAGACACCGUGCGCAGGUUUACACGUUCUUCAAUCGCUAGCACCGUGGCAUCGAAUGAAACGGAAGAGGUGGGGAAAUUAAACGGGACUCCGCCAUCUACCUUGAAGCCGCCACCUCCUUCUCCGUGAUUGGUUGGAUUUUGAUUUGUUGUUACAGCAGAAUGUGAGAAAUCAUGUUGAAGAUAAUGCCUAUUAUCUGAAGGGAUUGUGUUAUCUCAUACCAUUUAAAUUUAUUUCAGUAUUAAUAGCGACACUUUAUGUGCAGAGUGUAAUGAUCAAGCCUGUAAGGAACAAUUGAAGCUAACUACAAGCAUCACAUUUUCAGAUACACUCUUGUCAAGGGUUUUUAUGCUAUUUGAGUUUAAAACAUUUUAUUGAUGCAGUCUGUGGUCUUUGUUUUUAUGUGAUCAUAACACAUUUACAUGAAGAUGCCAAUGAAGAAUUAUUCACAGUUUUCAGGCUCAUGCUCAAUGUCGUCGUGUUCUUCCUUUCCUGAGAGUAUUUAAAUUAACAUUUUUGGGGGAAUCCCUCAAAUCUUCAGCCUAAUGGUGGAGCAGGAGAAUCCAGAGACCAUCAGACUGAAAACAGACUUCUGCUAAUCGCAUAGAGGUGCUUGAAAGUAAAAGCAUUUUUCAUCCAGAGUGAAGUAUGUCUCAAUGCUAGCCUUGUGCCUCGUGCACAAUUUUAAUUUUACUUUCAACUGUAACAACUAUAUCUGUGUUUUAUUUACUGUGGAAAUACUGUAAAAUCAUGUGUAAUAGGAUUCAACGUGCUUCCACAUUAUUAAGAUGCCAACUUUUGAACAUUAAAAACCUGGGCAUGAUCAGUUGCUAAUAUUUCCGAACCUUACAUGUACACAAAAUUCCCAUACUGUUUGUCUGUCAUACACCACAUGGACGUAGACAAGUUUGCCAGAAGAAGCAAAAUGAGACCAUUAAAAUACAGUCUUAUAAUAUUAAUAAAUGAAAAUGCAUGAGUAUUUCAAAUAAAUAUUUACUGUGAAAUGUGAUUGUAUUUAUAAUCUGGUUUUAAUACUGUGGUUGAUCCUUGUAUAUCACUGUCUGAUGGUGAUAGAAGUGUGUCUACUGCUUACUACUUAGAGUUUGGUUUUCCUACAGUUUUCAUAUUCAGUGAAUUGUUAGUUUUAAGUGAAUGGAAAUUAAUUUGUGCUGCUCAAACAAAUGAAAAGUGGUAUUUGAAAAAAUGUAGUAUAAACUACAUUGAGUAAGUGAGCAAAGUGAAGUGUAAUUGUACACAAGGGCAUGUAUGUAGCUUUUGUAAUUUGGGUGAACUGUUUCCCUCAUCUUGUUCUUUUCAUCCUUGGUUUUAGGACAUUUCCAAAGACAAUAUUUUCUUACACACAGAGUUGAUCUAGAAAAUUCUAAUUAAUAAUCUUCUAGGGAACGAUAUUGGAGCGGGACUCAACUUUGCUCGCAAUAAAAGACAAAGACAGAUGCCUGAUAUGAACAUUGUCAGAAACAGUCUUUGCUUUAGUCUGCUUGGCAUCGGCCCUGUUGUGAUUCUUUCCUACAGAUCAUCCUCUACAGCUCAGACUCACAAUGUUCACCUUGUGGCAGGGUUCAUGUGUUAAAAAACUCAAACCUAAGUCUGAUGAUUUGGGGAAUAUCAUGACAAACAAUGUAUUUGUUAUCCUACUUGAUCGUUCUGUAAGAUUAAGAUUAAGAUUAAGAUGCCUUUAUUAGUCCCAAACACAUGCACACACAUGCAAAGGCACACUCGUGCAGGUAGGGAAAUUUAACUUCUGCUUUUGACCCAACUGGUGCAGGACACACAGAGCAGUGAGCGACCAUGUACGGCUCUCGGGGAGCAGAUGUUGGGGGAGUAUGGUGCCUUGCUCAGGGGCACUAGACAGGGUAGGGAGACUCUUGGAUUUUUGGACAGAUCAAUCCAGGUUCGUCUUUUGUUGUCUCUCCGUGGAGUCAAACCAGAGACGAACCAGAGACCUUCUCUGCCCAUAGUCCAAGUUUCUGCCACUAGACCACCGCCUCUCCUUCUGUGCACACUGAUCCCGCAUGUUAUCUGCUUUGAACAUUGUAUUGUCACUGAUAGCAGACACCUUAACCAAUCACUGAUGGUGGCUGAGACGUGUCACCGUCUCUUUAUCGGUAUCAUCCAAUAAGAAAUGAAGUAUAACUGGUGAAUGAGCUCAAAUGGAAUAUGGUUGUUUGUACAUAGAAGUAAACUUCAAUUUAAACAAC
Molecule: messenger RNA, 3644 nt
Organism: Platichthys flesus (European flounder)
Lineage: Eukaryota; Metazoa; Chordata; Actinopteri; Pleuronectiformes; Pleuronectidae
Gene: tbxa2r
Product: thromboxane A2 receptor
Exons: 3
Coding region: 433-1554 (373 amino acids)
Biological process (GO): positive regulation of blood pressure; positive regulation of cytosolic calcium ion concentration; positive regulation of vasoconstriction
Cellular component (GO): plasma membrane
Molecular function (GO): thromboxane A2 receptor activity
Source: RefSeq, a predicted model, not a curated record